AAACCAAAGGAGCGCUGGUUAAAAAAAAAACAAAUCCUGGAGCAUUUAAAGGCGCUUCGAGUGCAUCCUCCCUGCAGCAAUAUGCAGCUAUAAGGAGAAGCGAUCACUUCUAGGGGACUUUUUGCCUGGGAAGAAAAACAACUUUUAGUUGUGAGAAGCAGCUACUACCAGCAAUGAAACCACAGGAGAUAUUGGAAGGGAAAAGUAGUCAGUGGAUAUUUGGUUACGGCUCCUUAGUGUGGAAACCUGAUUUUGUCUACCAGAGGAGACAAAUAGGCUACGUUGAAGGCUACAAACGACGAUUUUGGCACGGAGAUGACUUUUAUCGAGGAGACAAGAAGAAUCCAGGAAGGGUGGUGACGCUGAUAGAGGACCAGGAGGCUUGCACGUGGGGAGUUGCCUACGAAGUGACAGAUGCUGAGAUAAAUGAGGCCUUUCAGUACCUCAACGUGAGAGAAGUGGUGCUCGGAGGUUACAUAACAAAAACAGUGGAGUUCAUCCCGCAGGAGAAGGGUCGAGUCAGUCGACUGGAGUUCAGCAGCAGGACAAAACCCACAAUUUGCAGGACAUCAACGCCCCUGUCCCUGAGGAGGAAGAACCAGUUAUGGGAGAACAACCUGAACCCAACCCAUUACGACCUGCAACGGCAAAGAAGAUCCAGGGGCUAAGGCCAUUAGUCAAGUGGCCAAAAUCCUGCGACAGGACACUGUGGAAGGAGGUCAACACUGAUCUCUGCAACAUCAAAUAAGGGAUCAGAGGCACCACCAUGAAGAAGUUGGAGAGAAUGGGGGAUCUCAUCUAUGCCUAUGGAGUGGAACGGUUUGGAGUGGUCGAAGGAAAAUGAUCUGCUCCAUCUAUCCCCACUAAGUCCAGAAGACAGACAGAAAUAGACCGCCAAGUCAAGGAGAGGAAGCAGCUGAAGAAGCAAUGGAGGAAGGCCACAGAGGACGAGAAGGAGGGCAUAAACUUGCUGCAGGAAGAGAUCUAGAGUAGGCAAACGUAGGGAAAUGCAGAAGGAAGGAGCAAACAAGAACACGCUUCUUUCUACAAAGACCCCUUCAAAUUUGUGAAUGCAGCUGAGAUAGGCUUCAGCACCCCCCGCAAUCCCAAAAGGGACAAGCGGUAGAAAAUGGAUGGAUGGAUGGAUUUCACCUGUUCCCCAAUGUCUUCCUUCUGUCCUGUGCCAGAGAGUUUUGUAUCUUCUUGUGCGCACCUCCAGCGUUCCUUUCCCACAGUCUUGUCCACAGCCAUAGCCACGUUUUUAUGUACCUUUUGUAUCCACGGGAGAUUCUUGGUUUGUAGCUUUUGUCAGGUAAGAUUAGCUUCCUAGCAUUGCCUCCGUUGGAUUGCCUUUUGUUGUACUUAGUUUUUGUUAGCAAUUUGUAUCCCUCUUUAGCCGGGGAGUUUUGAGUUAUUGAUAAUUUUGUAAGUUUAGUGGUCAGGUUACAUCUGUUUUAAUAGCCUGUUUUGUUUUUCCUGUUGUGGGCCCCUUCCCAUAAUAAAGAACUGCUUCUGAAAUCCUGCAA
This is a messenger RNA of Nerophis ophidion (straightnose pipefish), 1526 nucleotides long. RefSeq names its product glutathione-specific gamma-glutamylcyclotransferase 1-like. Gene Ontology annotation, molecular function: glutathione specific gamma-glutamylcyclotransferase activity; gamma-glutamylcyclotransferase activity. Gene Ontology annotation, cellular component: cytoplasm. The transcript has 4 exons. Lineage: Eukaryota; Metazoa; Chordata; Actinopteri; Syngnathiformes; Syngnathidae. Bases 174 to 668 code for a protein of 164 amino acids. The record is from RefSeq and is a predicted model, not a curated record. Gene Ontology annotation, biological process: glutathione catabolic process.